CUGUUUCCAUAAAGGCCGAAGCUCUUCUUCCCUGUUGUUCUUCUCGCAGGAGGGUCUCAAGUUUUGUAGAGAAUUAGCAUCCGCCGCCAUGGUUAAGUAUUCAAGGGAGCCGGAUAACCCCACCAAGUCCUGCAAAGCGCGAGGAUCCGACCUCAGAGUCCAUUUUAAGAAUACACGUGAGACUGCUCAUGCCCUAAGAAAGUUGCCCUUGGCCAAAGCAAAGAGAUACUUAGAGGACGUUCUUGCCCACAAGCAGGCUAUACCAUUCCGACGUUUUUGUGGAGGUGUUGGACGAACUGCUCAGGCCAAAAAUAGGCAUUCAAAUGGACAAGGACGCUGGCCUGUUAAAUCUGCGAAAUUUAUUCUAGAUCUUCUUAAGAAUGCUGAGAGUAAUGCCGAAGUGAAAGGACUGGAUGUUGAUUCCCUCAUCGUAUCCCACAUUCAGGUGAACCAAGCUCAAAAGCAAAGGCGUCGUACAUACCGUGCUCACGGAAGAAUUAACCCCUACAUGUCGUCUCCAUGCCACAUCGAGCUUAUUUUGUCAGAAAAGGAAGAACCUGUCAAGAAAGAGCCUGAGACCCAAUUGGCAACGAGUAAAUCCAAGAAAUCGCAAGCCCUCCGCAGUGGUGCUUCGUCUUGAUCUAUAUUAUUGCUGCACUAAGUGUUCUUUUUUUCCUUUUAAAAAAACAGAGGUUCGUUUCUUUGAUCAUUAUAGAAUCCUGCUCAGAAUCCAUUGCCCCCAACUUUGUAGUUUACGAAAUCUCGUCGAUCAUGUUUUAUUUAUUAGGAAUCAUCUCCCAAAUUUUGGAUUUCCGUUUCUUUUAAGCAGAGUUUAUACAUCGAGACUUUCUUUCA
Molecule: messenger RNA, 855 nt
Organism: Cucumis melo (muskmelon)
Lineage: Eukaryota; Viridiplantae; Streptophyta; Magnoliopsida; Cucurbitales; Cucurbitaceae
Product: 60S ribosomal protein L17-2
Exons: 7
Coding region: 89-640 (183 amino acids)
Biological process (GO): cytoplasmic translation
Cellular component (GO): cytosolic large ribosomal subunit; ribosome
Molecular function (GO): structural constituent of ribosome
Source: RefSeq, a predicted model, not a curated record